AAGCACGCAUCUCCCGCAACAGCACUCAGUAGCCUGUCUAUCGUUGAGGAGGUUGGUGAAGCGCAGUUCGAGUCGUCUGGACUGCUGCGAUCGUUCGAAGACAAUAUAAUAGUAGCGGUUGACAGUCAGCAAGUGGCACUACAAGUACAAGUGCAAAUCGUUUUAGUUCGUGCGAAAUUUGCAUUUCCAUCUUAACUAACCAUAUUGAUUGGAGUUCCAUCUACAAACCAGCGAUAAAAUUAAGAAUUCUGGACUCCAUGCAAUAGUUUUAUUGGAAAAAAUGAAGUGGAUAAUAGUUAUGUGUGCUUUGCUCUCCGUGGGAAUGGCCCAGUCCCUUCGUCGCCGGACGAAUUCCGCCCGAACUACAACGCCUGCCAGUAGCGUCGCACCGAACGAUUUCAUCGAUGAUCGAAACUGCCGGGGUUCACCCAACAGCGAUGGCAGCACGGAUCCGUGGCAGUGUCUCUGCGAUCAGCUUACAUAUGAGCGCAGAGAAUGCGAGCAAAACGUACACAGGCUUCUAAAAGCCAAUCCCAACUUUAAACUCUGCAUGGACCAACAGCACCAUUACCUCGCGGUGAGCCAGAAGUGUCACUAUGACGCCAACUGGGACACUUCCAACGACCCGGCCGGAAAAGCGAUGCAGUUCGCGUUGGACCUCUUCCGCACUGCUGAUAGUGAAAUUUCAAUGAAAAAUUUCAUUAUCAGCCCAAUAUCGCCGCAGAUCCUGCUCGCUCAGCUAGUGGAAGGUUGCUCCGAGCCAGCACGAAUCGAAAUGAUCAAAACAUUGCGCUUGAAUAGGGGAGAAAUCAAGUCACUAACGGAUUCACUCCACAACGCGGCCAACACCGGUUCCGCUGACAACAAACUUGACAUUGCAUCAAUAUUUUUUAAAUCAGUCGAUGUGAAUCUAACCGAAAAAUUCAACGGCGCUCGAAAGGAAAAUAUAAUUAAAAUGCGAGAUUUGGAUUUCUCUAAAACGAAUCAAGCCGUGCAGGAAGUCAAUGAAUGGGUCAGUCAAAUGACUAGAGGAAACAUUCCAGAAGCCGUUUCUGCAGAAAACCUGGCCCCGGACACCGCACUGCUACUGCUGAACGCUAUCUACUUCAAGGGAACCUGGCUGUACAAAUUCAACGAAUCCGACACAAACAAGCGUGACUCAUUUCACGUUAGUAAAACUCAGAAGAUGCCAGCCAUAAUGAUGUCACAAUCGAAUCGACUGCGUUUCGGUGACAUUAGCUUCGGCCAGUAUUCGGACCCGGACUGGGGUCUGCGUUGGGUCGAACUGCCGUACCAGGGGGACAAGCUCGCGAUGAUACUGCUGCUCCCGAAGGCUCGCCAUCAGCUGGAUGAAACGUUGAAGCAGGUGAACAGCACCCAUCUACAGGACAUUUUUCGUGUUAUUCGACGUGAUUACAAUCCGACAAUGAUUCACGUGAAGGUGCCCAAAUUCCGCAUUCGAGACUCAACGUCGUUGGUGCUUCCGCUGCAAAAGCUCGGUAUCAAACGAAUAUUCGAAGAUAACAAUGCUUUGUCCGAACUGUCCAGCACUCCUACCAAGGUAUCGGACGUGAAGCAGGAAGCGUUCCUCAGUGUGGACGAGAAAGGAACCAUAGCAACCGCCGUCACGAAGAUUACGAUUAUUCCGCUCAGCCUAAGCGGUUACGAGGAUAUUGACUUCGUGUGCGACGAACCGUUCAUGGUAAUGAUUGUCGACAAGACACGGGAGAUUCCGCUCCUGAUGGCCAAGGUGAGACAGCCCCAGAAGCCGAAAGCGAACAACUGAAAAUCUACAAUACUCAUUUGUAAUUUGAUUUCCUAAAAUAUAAUAUACACCCAUGCAUAUUUGCUGGUUUCUACGGACGCACGUUUCAACAAGCAAGCAAGCAAGCAUUAAUU
Molecule: messenger RNA, 1899 nt
Organism: Sabethes cyaneus
Lineage: Eukaryota; Metazoa; Arthropoda; Insecta; Diptera; Culicidae
Product: leukocyte elastase inhibitor-like
Exons: 4
Coding region: 281-1786 (501 amino acids)
Molecular function (GO): serine-type endopeptidase inhibitor activity
Source: RefSeq, a predicted model, not a curated record